GAAGCCAUGUAAUAUUUCAGACUUGUCUACUUUAGUCAAAUGGAACUUUCACACUUGCGCAGUAGAAAGUAUUGUUUUGCUUGGAGAGCAAACAAUUUCGAGCAUCACGAUAAGAAUUUGGGUUAAAUAGUAGUCUAAAUGGAGGUAAAUAUAUUGCCUAUAUAUUUUCAGUGACACAACAACUACUAACCCAUCUGUGAGGCAGUCGACAGUUUCAAUUUAAUGCCAGGAUCUUAAAAAAUCACUGAGGAUGCCACUUUUUGGAAACACAUUCAGUCCGAAGAAGACGCCCCCUCGCAAAUCUGCAUCUCUGUCCAGCCUUCAUACCUUGGAUCGUUCAACAAGAGAAAUAGAGCUGGGCCUUGAGUAUGGACCGCCUGUAAUGAACAUUGGAGGUCAGAGCUGGAAAUUUGAGGAUGGACAGUGGAUAACCGAAUCUGGUGGGAAUGCAUCUAGCCGGGAAGUGCAGCGGCUUAAAAAAAGAAAUGUACAGCUGGAGGAGGAGAAUAACCUCCUGAAACUGAAGAUUGAACUUCUCUUGGACAUGUUGACAGAAACUACAGUAGACUACCACUUGUUGGAGAAAGAAGUGGAAGAUGUAAAGACUCAACAUCGAAGGAAGUCAUGACAAAUCUCUACUUACUGUGUGCUUUUGGCUAGGAAAUGUUAUUUGGAAUUAGCCCUUUUUGUAUUUACCCCAGUCAGACCUGACAAAACUGUGAACACAUUUGUUGAGCAUAUAACAUAUUUUCUAUCUCUUUUCCAUUGAUAUGGUAGAGUACUAUAGGCUGUAUAUUUUUUAUUGCGGUAACAAGUAAAAUCCAUAACAGGAGUAAAGCUGUUUUUCUUGUUUUAUCAUUCCCAGUUUUGAGUUGUAAUACCUUGAUUAUACAUAAGAUAUUUAUAUUAAGGCAGAUAUAUAGGUGAGGAUUUGAAUGACAUCCAAAUAACCCAAAACAAAAUGGGUAAAACCUAAACAGGAGAGCACUUCGUUAAUGGUUUUCAUUGUUCAUCCAGCUUCAUACAAUAUCUGGGUAUAAAUUGUUGCAUAAAUAAUCCUAGUAAUAUGAAAUUUUAUUCCUGACAAUAAAGAUUUUAUUAUAAGAUCCUCUUACCAGUUAUUUGCAAAGCCUUUACUCACAACUCAGUAAUGGGCUUUGAGCAAUUAUUUAUACAACAUAGUUAUGAGACGGCGAUUGUGAGAUCACGAUCAUGUUCUGUCUGUACUUGUCUGUCUUAUAUUUUUUCCACCGCAUGCUAAUAUCACCAAUACUCUGAUGUAAUGGACAUAUUUACAACUCUUGUGAGUUGUAAUUUUGAAUGUCAAAUAAGAGAUUUUGCUGCUAAUAUAGCCUAAUAGAC
This is a messenger RNA of Monopterus albus (swamp eel), 1362 nucleotides long. It is a transcript of the gene cby1, whose product is annotated as chibby 1, beta catenin antagonist. The record is from RefSeq and is a predicted model, not a curated record. The coding region runs from base 251 to 628 and encodes 125 amino acids. Lineage: Eukaryota; Metazoa; Chordata; Actinopteri; Synbranchiformes; Synbranchidae. The transcript has 5 exons.